GGGAUCAGCAGCCCAGGGAGCGUGUGAGGCGUUGGGGGAUGUAGAACUCUCCCUCUGGUAAGGAGCCCAGGUUUGGGGCACUGGUUUGGGUUUUAGUCUCUAGGUGAGAUAAUACUGUCCCUUGAACUCCUGUUUGUCUAUGGCCAUCAUGAUCCCUUUUUUCUUUGGCAGCAGUGGCCUCAGGGCAAUGAUGUGCCUGAUGAUGAGCAGGAUGAAAUCAGAAAUUACUCCGCUGUUUUUUCUCUUUGCUCCCUUGCAAGCAAGUACUGUGUUGUCUGUAGUUGAUUUUGUUGUUGGCAGAGAAACCUAUCUCCCAGGAUGUGCACUCCUCCUUUGCACCCUUUUCUCUGCUGUCCACCAAGUGUAAUAAUUCUAAAGAAAAAAAAAAAGACAGGCAACAUAGCAGUAGUGGAAAGCUGAGAAUAAUAAUCAGUAGAGUCAUGAAUCUGGCUGGGGUAAAACACAAUUUCUAAUUUCAGCUUUUUUUUUUUUUGUAAGCAGAGCAAAAAUACCCCCCCAUGGAUUGGGCUUGUGCCAGUUGCUUUUUAUUGUACACAUAAAUUGUGAUAAGAUUUUGGAUUUAUUUUUAUUCUUGUCCAAUUAUUCCUGCGGCUAAACUGUUAAAUUUUUUUUUCUUCAAAAUUCUUAGGGUUUCUUCUUGGUUUAUUGUAAAACCUCUUGUCCAGCUAUGGCUGGACAACUACUUACUUUGUUUCGUGACCCCUCUGAUACGACAUUCUCAUAAAAUCUUGCCUGAAGUGUUUCGGGUUACAUUUGUGUUUUAUCUAUUCAGUCGUAUUAGCAGGAAUAAAACGACUUGUUUCUGUUGUACUUGAGUCUUAUGAAAAGGUGCCCAUAGUUUAGCGACAGUUUCCAAAGGCUUUAGUACCACCUGUAUUACAAAAUGGGGGACCCAAACUCCCGGAAGAAACAAGCUCUGAACAGACUUCGUGCUCAGCUUAGAAAGAAAAAAGAAUCUUUAGCUGACCAGUUUGACUUCAAGAUGUACAUUGCCUUUGUGUUCAAAGACAAGAAGAAGAAGUCAGCGCUUUUUGAAGUGUCUGAAGUGAUACCAGUCAUGACCAAUAAUUAUGAAGAAAAUAUCCUGAAAGGUGUGCGGGAUUCCAGCUAUUCUUUGGAAAGUUCCUUAGAGCUUCUGCAGAAGGAUGUAGUACAGCUUCAUGCACCCCGCUACCAGUCUAUGCGCAGGGAUGUUAUUGGCUGUACCCAGGAGAUGGACUUCAUUCUUUGGCCUCGUAAUGAUAUUGAGAAGAUAGUCUGUCUUCUGUUUUCUCGGUGGAAGGGGUCAGAUGAACCCUUUAGGCCUGUUCAGGCCAAGUUUGAAUUUCAUCACAGUGACUAUGAAAAACAGUUUCUGCAUGUUCUGAGCCGAAAGGACAAGACUGGAAUUGUUGUCAACAACCCUAACCAGUCAGUGUUUCUCUUCAUUGACAGACAGCACUUGCAGACUCCAAAAAACAAAGCUACAAUCUUCAAGUUAUGCAGCAUCUGCCUGUACCUGCCACAGGAGCAGCUCACUCACUGGACGGUUGGUACCAUAGAGGAUCACCUCUGUCCUUACAUGCCAGAGUAAGGUACUGGCCAGCAAAAUGGGGAAGAUCACAGAAUGCAGCAGUGGAUUUUCACUUUCUUCACCACUUUAUUCUUUCAGAAUUUAGAAGAAAAUGGACUCAUGUUCAGAACACUAUACAUUGUGAAACUUAAUCAUCCUGGAUUUUUUUAAUCAUUUGUAUCUCAGAACUUUACAAUUUUUUUUAGAUGUUUUCUGCAUGGACCUUGUGAAAGAGAGGAUGCUCUGCGCGUUUCUGCACUGCAUCAGCAUCUUACUAAAAUGUGAAAUGAAGGGACUGUACACUGAAAGAAAUGUAUCUGAAAGCACAAGGUGAUCAUUUGUGGUGGUGUUCCCAUUUGUGCUGGUCAUGCCCCCCAACAUCUAUGUUAACCAUCAGUAUUUGGAGGGUGAGAAGUGAAUGUAACGGGUAUAAAAGCCUUAUAGCUUUGCUGUUAAUGAUUGUAUCAAAGAGCACUAUCAUUCAUUUCAAUGAACAGAAAGUGGCUAUUACAAUAGGAAGCAAAUGUGGGAAAGAAAUCUCUUUUAAAAAAAAAAGCAUCUCAUUUAAUGUGUAGGCAUUUUUGCCUCUCUUAUUUUGCUGGGCCAUGUCUAAGUUUACUGGCAUUUCUGUUUUGGAUCUCUUUCCCCAAGUUGCUGUAUAACUGUAUGAAAGUAUUAUUUUGAGUUGGAUGCAUUUAUACAGAUGAGGCAGACCUGGAGUCUGAAGUUGCUAAAGCAGCUGAAAAUAAAGUAAAAUAAUAGCUGCAGAAACAAUGUUGGUAGAAGAUUAUUUUUUUCUUGAGAGUUGAGACUUGUAAACUUGCAGGUGAACUGUGCAGGAAAUACUGGUUUCUAAAACAUUUCUUAUGGAAAACCCAUGGAGGUUUUUUCUUUUGGAAUAGACAUUAUAAAACAAUGUAAUAUAGUGUUUGGAGUGUCAAAAGUUGGUUCUGACAGAACAUUUUAAGAUUGUGCAAUGAUAAAAGGAAGACUACUGUAUAGUUUUGGUCACAGAAGGCUCUGCUUAAGGGUUGAGUACUUUACUGGAGUAAAACCGCAUAAGCCUUCUCCCUUUGGAUAAAACUAGUGCUUACCUGUUUAAGACUUGUAUUUAGCUUUUGUUUGGAAUUGGAAAAAAUUGGAAUUUAAAUAAAUUAGGUGAAAGAUGA
Pterocles gutturalis (yellow-throated sandgrouse) is the source of this 2742-nucleotide messenger RNA. Its product is annotated as chromosome unknown open reading frame, human C6orf62. Lineage: Eukaryota; Metazoa; Chordata; Aves; Pterocliformes; Pteroclidae. Bases 905 to 1594 code for a protein of 229 amino acids. The record is from RefSeq and is a predicted model, not a curated record. The transcript is spliced from 5 exons.